AAUACAAUUGCAAGUGUUAUAUAGAAAAAUGUUGAGUAUAAGAUUACCUCCUUUUCCAACUAUUAAAGAUAUCAUUAAAUUGUAUAAAUUGUCGGCCUUAAAGCAUUUGUCACAAAACUUUUUACUGGAUGAACGACUUAUCGAUAACAUUAUCAAGAAAGCUGGAAAUCUUAAUGGAAGUCAUGUAGUUGAAAUAGGACCUGGUCCAGGUGGACUGACAAGAUCAAUAAUAAGAAAAGGUCCUAAAAAAUUAAUAGUUGUGGAAAAAGAUAAAAGAUUUAAACCAAUAUUAGAUAUGUUAGCGGAAUCUUUCUAUCAUGUAAAUGGUCAAAUGGAUAUUAUAUAUGAAGACAUUAGAAAUUUACGUAUGAACGAUAUAUUUCCUAUGGAAGAAAAAAAGGAAUGGAUGGAUAAUACUCCAAAUAUUCAUUUAAUUGGUAAUUUACCAUUUAACGUUUCGACCAUUUUAAUAAUUGAAUGGCUUAAAAAUAUAUCAGAACAUAAUGGUCCAUGGACAUAUGGUAGGGCAAAAAUGUUAUUAACAUUUCAAAAAGAAGUAGCAGAACGUUUAGUAGCUGAACCAUUUGAUAAACAAAGAUGUAGAUUAUCGGUGAUGGCACAAGCAUGGACUCAACCACGUCUCUGUACUAUUAUUCCAGGAAAAGCUUUUCUUCCAAAACCGGAUGUAGACGUAGGAGUUGUAACUUUUGAACCAUUGAAAGAGCCACGUACAAAACAUGAAUUUAAUAUUUUUGAAAAAGUAACAAGACACAUUUUUAAUUCACGACAAAAAUACAGUAUCAAAUGUGUCAAAAAACUUUUUCCAGAAUAUUGUAGAGAAGAACUUUCCAAUUUGGUAUAUAAAUUAACUGACUUAGAUCCAAUGAUUAUACCAACAAAACUUACUGUCGAGGAUAUUGAUAAAAUAACAACUGCUUACAAAUAUAUAAUAGAAAAACAUCCUGAGAUAAGCUCGUACGAUCAUCGUGCAUCGCAUCGAAUACUUAACAAAAAAUAUACUGAAAUUUUGUCUGUUAAUGAUAUUAUAGAAUGACAAGCAUCAUAAUUUAUAUUAUUAUAUUUUGUUAGAAUGUAAUUGGAUCAGAAAAGAUGAUUCGUAUAUAUGUACCAUGUUUUAUUUUAUUUAGUCGCAAGAUGUAGUUUAUUACAAUUGUUUUAUAAUUUCAAUUAAAAGAGCGUACGUGUAUAAAAUAUACACUUAUAUACAUGAAUAUGGCUUAGCGUUUAAAUAAAACUAUAGUACAAUGUACAAUUUUCAUUAAUGAUGUGUUAGCCAUAGUAAAAUACUGUUAAGUAUCAUUCAAUUUUUUUUUUUGAGAGAAAUGCAUUUUAUAUAAUACUAAGGAAAAAAAAAGAGGAAAAAAAAAUGAAAAAGAAAAAAAAAAGAAGAACAAAGAAAACAUAAGAGACACUUAACGAUAAUCUUUUUCUCAGAAACGCAUUAAAUCGGCUCUCAUACAUUUUCAUUCAGAACUUUGCAAAACCCUAUUACCUCAAAAUCGAUAUUAUUGCCAGAGAUUGACGAAUUUUGAUAAAUGUAAUCAUGGAGGA
Molecule: messenger RNA, 1572 nt
Organism: Vespa mandarinia (Asian giant hornet)
Lineage: Eukaryota; Metazoa; Arthropoda; Insecta; Hymenoptera; Vespidae
Gene: mtTFB1
Product: mitochondrial transcription factor B1
Biological process (GO): transcription initiation at mitochondrial promoter; rRNA methylation
Cellular component (GO): mitochondrial matrix
Molecular function (GO): rRNA (adenine-N6,N6-)-dimethyltransferase activity; mitochondrial transcription factor activity
Source: RefSeq, a predicted model, not a curated record